Auxenochlorella protothecoides is the source of this 3357-nucleotide messenger RNA. RefSeq names its product Ribosome biogenesis protein bms1. Lineage: Eukaryota; Viridiplantae; Chlorophyta; Trebouxiophyceae; Chlorellales; Chlorellaceae. Gene Ontology annotation, cellular component: 90S preribosome; nucleus. The record is from RefSeq and is a predicted model, not a curated record. Gene Ontology annotation, biological process: endonucleolytic cleavage of tricistronic rRNA transcript (SSU-rRNA, 5.8S rRNA, LSU-rRNA); maturation of SSU-rRNA from tricistronic rRNA transcript (SSU-rRNA, 5.8S rRNA, LSU-rRNA); ribosome biogenesis. Gene Ontology annotation, molecular function: U3 snoRNA binding; GTP binding; GTPase activity. The coding region runs from base 1 to 3357 and encodes 1118 amino acids. The transcript has 14 exons.
AUGGCGGAGAAGACGCACCGCAAGAAACAGUCAGGCACCAAGGCGCAGAAGAGGAAGAAGGCCGUGAACAAGAAGAAGGGGGUCGAUGACAAGGUGGGCAAGACCACCCUCAUCAAGGCCCUCAUCAAGCACUGGACGCGGCAGGAUGUCAAGGACGUCAAGGGACCCAUCACUUUGGUGGCUGGGAAAGCCAGGAGGCUGACCUUCAUCGAGUGCCCACAGGACCUGUCGGCCACCAUCGAUGCAUCCAAGUACGCUGACCUGGUCCUCCUGCUGGUCGAUGGCGCCUUUGGCUUUGAGAUGGAGACCUUUGAGUUCCUCAACAUGCUCCAGGUGCAUGGCUUUCCUAAGGUCAUGGGGGUGCUGACGCACCUGGAUGGCUACAAGGACACCAAGGCCCUGAAGAAGACAAAGAAGUCCCUCAAGCACCGCUUCUGGUCGGAGAUCUACCAAGGCAUGCAGAGCGGAUGGGCCAAGCUCUUCUAUCUGUCGGGGAUGAGGCAUGGCAAGUACCUGAAGAGGGAGAUCCUCAACCUGGCGCGCUUCAUCUCGGUGAUGAAGUUCCGGCCCCUGUCCUGGCGAAUGGAGCACCCCUUCCUCGUGGCCGACAGGUUUGAGGACGUGACAGAUCCCGCCAGCAUCAAGGCGGAUCCCAAAGCAGACAGGGACGUCACCCUGUAUGGCUACGUCCGCGGCACAAAUUGGAGGGCCGGGAGCCGGAUUGAGGAGUUGACUCCGCUGCCAGACCCCUGCCCGCUCCCAGCGACCUCCCAGUCCGGCAAGCGCAGGAGCCUGAGCGAGAAGGAUCGUCUGCUGUAUGCCCCUAUGAGCGACGUCGGCGGGCUGCUGUAUGAUGCCGAUGCAAUGUAUAUCGAUAUUCCUGACUGGAAGGUCCAGUACAGUGCCGCUGGGGCUGCCAACGGCCGGGCAGAUGGCGAGACCAUGAUCAGGGAGCUGGCUUCCACGCGCCACGGCAUCGACGAGCAGCUUCAGGGGGCUGAAAUCCAGGUGUUCAAGGGCGCCAAGCCGCUGCCGGCCGACGGCGCAGCCUCCAGCGAUGAGGAGGAAAACGAGGACGAGUCUGCGGACGAGUCUGGAGACGAGGCUGCCUCCACAGGGGGCAGUGGCAGCAGCGACGACGAGAGUGAGGGCGGCAGCGACAGCGACGAGGAGGGCGAGCCCCACCAGCGGGAUUCCCUGCCAGGCCAGGAGGUGGUGCUGGCUGCAGAUGGGCGCCACAGGCGCCGCGCCGUCUUCAGCACGACCCUGGAGCCCCGGGCUGGGUCAGGGGAGAACUCAAGCGAUGAGAACUCUGGGAGUGACAGCGACGACGAGCCCGGGACGGCACCAAGGAGCAGAGGUGCUUUGGAGGACGAUGAAGAGGGCUCCGACCCGGAGUCUGGCUCCGAGACGACCUCCGACGAGGAGGGCGGCGGCGAGGACGACGAUGGCGACGAGGACGAGGAGGGGCUGGGCGCGGCUGCGCGGUGGAAGGCGGCCAUGCUGGAGCGAGCGGCCGCCCUGUUCAGCCACCGCGCCGCCAACCUGCACGCCGCGGUGUACGGCGAGCGGGCGGUGGGCCCGCCGGCUUCCCAGCGGCUUCCGCGUGCUGAGCUCGAGGCGCCUAGCAGUGAUGGAGACGAGGACGAUGAUGGCGAUUUGUUCCGACCGCGGGAGGCCGUGCGGGGCAUGCAGGGCCCUCCCUCGGGCCUGGAGGAUUGCAGCCGCGCCUGGGCCGCCUGGGAUGCGACGCUUGCCGCCUGGGCCGACGACGCGGCUGUGGAGGGCCUGCGCAACCGCUUCGUGACGGGUGAUUGGGCCGCCGCGGAGGAGCGCUCCGCCGCCCGGCCCCGUGACGGCGGAGCUGGCGCGGACGAGGACCCCGGGAGCGAGGAGGAGGAGGUGUACGGCGACUUUGAGGACGUCGAGACAGGCGACCGGUUCGAGGGCAGUGCAGACCCUGCCACCCGUGCGGCAGCAGCCGCCAUCAAGCUGUCGGCGGAGGAGGAGAGGAAGGAGCUGGACGCAAAGCGAGCCUCCAAGAAGGCUGCCUUUGACGCAGAGUAUGACCAAGGCGGCAGCCGCGGCGUCAAGGAUGGCACCGGCGGAGGCAAGGCCUCCUCCAAGACCUCCAAGGAAGAUGUCGAGGAGGAGGGGGAGACCUACUACGACGCGCUGAAGAAGGACCUGGCGGAGCGCCAGGCGCGCACUGACGCCGCGCUGAGCACGCUGGGCCCCGACCAGCGCCUCGCCAUGGAGGGCCACCGCCCCGGGGACUACGUGCGCCUGCGCUUCCGGGGCCUGCCCUGCGAGCUGGUGCGCCACUUUGACCCGCGCUCGCCCGUGCUGGUGGGCGGGCUGGGGGGCGGGGAGGAGGGCGUGGGGUGCCAGCAGGUGCGACUGAAGCGCCACCGCUGGUUCCCCCGCAUCCUGAAGAACCGCGACCCACUGGUCGUGUCGGUGGGCUGGCGCCGCUACCAGGCGCUGCCCGUGUACGGCAUGCAGGACAACAACGGGCGGCACCGCAUGCUCAAGUACACCCCGGAGCAUGCGCACUGCCUGGCGGCGUGGUGGGGGCCGCUGGCGCCGCCGGGCACAGGCGUGCUGGCCGUGCAGAAGCUGCAUGGCGAGGGGCGAGGCUGGAGGAUCGCCGCCACGGGGGUGGUGCUCUCCCUCGACGCCUCCCUGCGCAUCGUGAAGAAGCUGAAGCUGAUCCUGCGCCACACAGCCUUUGUGUCUGGCAUGUUCAACAGCGAGCUGGAGGCGGCCAAAUUCGAGGGCGCGGGCAUCCGCACGGUGUCUGGCAUCCGCGGUACGAUCAAGAAGGCGCUGCGGGCGGGGGUGCAGGGCGCCAAGGACGGCACCUUCCGCGCCACCUUCGAGGACAAGCCACUGCUGAGCGACAUGAUCUUCCUCAGGACGGUGGCGGACCUGCGCAGGGAGCAGGGGGUGGGUGCGCCGCGGGAGUCGGACUCAAUGUACCGGGCCAUCGAGCGCAAGCCGCGCGUGUUCAACCCCCUCAAGAUACCCAAAAACCUCCAGGCCGCCCUGCCAUUCAAGAGCAAGCCCAAGACGGAGGCGGCGCGCAAGCGCAAGAGCCUCGAGCAGCGUCGGGCGGUGGUGCUGGAGCCGGAGGAGAAGCGGGCUGCGACGCUGCUGAACCAGCUGAAUGCCAUCCGGAACGCCAAGGCGGGGGUGCGCAGGGAGGCGCGGCAGAAGCAGCUCAAGCAGCUGGCCAAGCGCAGGGAGGCCGAGGAGGCGUGGCGCGCGCAGUUCAACAAGGAGGAGCGGAAGAAGCGGUACGUGGAACAGGGCCAGCAGGAGAAACGGGCGGCGAAGAAGGCACGCGCAAACUAG